Molecule: messenger RNA, 2205 nt
Organism: Cyphellophora europaea CBS 101466
Lineage: Eukaryota; Fungi; Ascomycota; Eurotiomycetes; Chaetothyriales; Cyphellophoraceae
Exons: 2
Coding region: 1-2205 (734 amino acids)
Biological process (GO): carbohydrate metabolic process; cell wall organization
Cellular component (GO): fungal-type cell wall; cell surface; extracellular region
Molecular function (GO): 1,3-beta-glucanosyltransferase activity; glucan endo-1,3-beta-D-glucosidase activity
Source: RefSeq, a predicted model, not a curated record
AUGUCUGGAGGCAGGACCUAUUCCUUUGACAAUGACGAUAACUACCACCAAUCCCAACAUCCUGCGUAUCGCGACUCUCCAUUAAGGGAUCCUAUCUCACCUCCUCCUCAAUAUCGCAGUCCCUCGCCUCAACCGCCCCAGCAAUUGAGUCCCACACACUCGCGGGGCUGGAGUCAAGAACGUGAACUGCAGAGACGUCCUAUACCAUCACAGUACACCGAUGAUUCACCGCCAUUGCCCCCGGCGCACCACGGAAGUCCCUCCUUGAGCAGAAUUGACACCAGUCAGGCAUAUAGGCCAACCUCUUUGGUGACACCGGGGAUGGAUAAUUUCUCGAACCGUGCAUACGGGGGUGGGUUGACGUCCGUCGCUCAAGGCGUCGCGGACGGCAAUGAACGGGAAAGCGGGUUAGAAGCGCUGCGAGCAAUGCCCGGCAAUGCGCCUGCUUCGUACGACCGCGAUUACCUAUCAAACGAUCCCUACAACCGCCCUUCGCCUGUCUUUAACAGUGAUCGAGCAUCCUACAGUUCUGUACCCUUGGCUGGCAAUGCAGCAACGCCCGGCUCAAUCACCCCAGAUCCUUACUCCUCACGUUACUCUGGAUACGACAUGCACCUCGAUAAUUAUCCUCCUCACCCCACGAUGUCGCAUCCCAGCUACCACGACUCACCCUAUCACCAUUCAAGCCUAAAUCAUAAUCCCGCCGUAAGCCAAGCGAGUGUGAACCCGCACGAUAUCGCAGACGAUGGUGACGAUGGUUUCAUGCCCGAACCUCAACGACGGAGCUUCAUGCCAAUGGGCAGACAGAGGAGCAGCGAGCGAAUGGGUUCCACCGCGGCUGCAGCAGGUGCCGGGGCCGGUGCUGGAAUCUUAGGAGGCAUGUUUGCAAAGAAAGCAAAGUCAAACUCGGACAUCUCAUACGAUGCUAUGCCUGGCGGCCAUAAUGGCUCGGGUCCUGAGAAGUCGGAGUGGCUUUCGCGCCAGAAGAAAGGCAGCAACAAGAUGAGGUGGAUUAUUGGCAUCAGCAUCGCGGCUGUUGUCAUUCUGGCCAUUGUUGGCGGUGUCGUUGGCGGCGUUCUCGGGUCCAAGAACAGCGGCUCUGGAGGCUCCGGUGGUGGUUCGGACGGCAGUGGUUCUGCUGCUAGUUCGACCUGGAAUACCGCUUCGGGCGAUCUGGCUGCUAACGGCGACCUUGACAAGAACUCCGCCGAGAUCAAAGCCCUACUGAACAACAAAAAUCUCCGCAAAGUUUUCCCUGCAAUGGACUAUACGCCGUGGGGCACACAAUAUCCGACCUGUGAGAAAUGGCCACCCUCACCAAACAAUGUCACUCGCGAUAUGGCCGUCCUUUCUCAGCUGACCAAUACGGUCCGUCUAUACGGUAUCGACUGCAACCAAACUGAGAUGGUACUACAUUCGAUCAAGCAAUUGGACCUUACGGACAUGAAAGUGUGGUUGGGUGUGUGGAUCGACACCAACCAGACCACCAACGACCGCCAGAUGAAGCAUAUGUACCAGCUCUUGACUGACUACACGGAUCACUCAAUCUUCAAGGGCGUCAUCAUUGGCAACGAGGCCUUGUUCAGGGCCGGCGAGUCCAAAUCCGAGUCUCAGCAAGAGCUUGCUGACUUUCUCGAUGAUGCUCGAGCGGAGUUCAAGAAGAACGGCUGGGAUCUGCCCAUCGCCACUUCCGAUCUCGGCGACAACUGGAAUAGUGUCCUUGUAAGCCAUGUUGAUUACGUUAUGGCCAACAUUCAUCCUUUCUUCGCGGGUGUUGAAGUACAAGAAGCAGCCGGCUGGACUUGGAGCUUUUGGCAAAAUCAUAACGUGCCUCUGACGGCCAGCAACCCCAACGUUGGGCAGAUCAUCUCCGAGACAGGUUGGCCGAGCGGUGGGGGCACAGACUGUGGUGGAGAAACGGGAGACUGUAGCCCUGGCCAGUCCGGUGCUGUCGCUAGCGUGGACGAUAUGAAUAUCUUCAUGCAGGACUGGGUUUGUCAAGCACUGGAGAAUGGCACCGACUAUUUCUGGUUUUCAGCUUUCGACGAGCCAUGGAAGGUUGCCUACAAUGAGCCUGGUAAGGAAUGGGAAGACAAAUGGGGCCUCAUGGACCCGGCAAGGAAUCUGAAGAAAGGCCUUGAGAUUCCUGAUUGUGGCGGCAAAACUGUUGUUGGCGUCGAUUUUUCGAAAAGUGGACAGACAUAA